Messenger RNA from Eurytemora carolleeae, 6680 nucleotides. RefSeq names its product ribonuclease 3 (gene drosha). The transcript is spliced from 18 exons. Lineage: Eukaryota; Metazoa; Arthropoda; Copepoda; Calanoida; Temoridae. Gene Ontology annotation, molecular function: double-stranded RNA binding; ribonuclease III activity. Gene Ontology annotation, cellular component: nucleus. The coding region runs from base 73 to 6387 and encodes 2104 amino acids. Gene Ontology annotation, biological process: rRNA processing; primary miRNA processing; pre-miRNA processing. The record is from RefSeq and is a predicted model, not a curated record.
UUAGAAUAUUUGUUUUCAGAAUAAAAUGAUCUUACCUACAUCUUAGAUUCUUAGAACUUCUACGAAUCAAAUAUGUAUUCUCAACCCCCACCCCCCGUAUCCCAACCUCCUCCUGGUAUGCUCACUAACCCUGGGGCCCUGUUAGUCCGCCCUCCCUCUAUGGGAACCCUUCCUGCAGGAUUAUCUCAGGGUUCAUUACUCUGUGCUCCUCCUGCAGCUGUUCCAAAUAUGGCCCCCCUGCUCCAUCUAGGACCCGGAUAUUCUCAUUCUAUCCAUCAAGCCCCUCCACCCCAGCUUCAAAGUUCAGGAUUAUAUACUCUUCCCCACACUCUUGUCUCCGCCCCGACCUCUCUACCGACUUAUUUGACCGGAACCCAAUCUGUUGUGUCCGCCCCAACCCUACAGUUUAAUAUUCCUCCGCCUUCACAUUAUCCUUGUGUGUCCGUCCCAACCUCAUUUAUACCUGGUAAAAUUAAUUGGCCUGCAACAUAUCCUAAUCAACCCUACCAACAACAAUUCCAACAAGUUCUUCCACCAGCUCUACCAGGAUACGGAUACACUUCCCAACCUUACACUCAUCAAGAACCAUCUAUAAGAGAAAUAUCUCAAUCCAGAGAUAGAUCUCCUGUGAGAGAUAGAUCUCCUAUGAGAGAUAGAUCUCCCAUCAGAAGAGAUGAGAUGAGAAGAGAGGAGAGAUACAGGGAUGAGAAACAAAGAUGGGAUGAAGAGGAUCGGUAUAGAAGAGAAGAGAGUAGGUAUAGACAAGGACCCCCGGAUAAAGAUUCAGUUCGGAGUAAACCGGGAAGAGAGGACAGAGUUAGCACUGAGAGAAGAUCUUUGGACAGGUUCUCCAGGAGUCGAGAAACCAGGAUCAGUUUAGAUUCUAGAUCAAAGGAGAAGAGCAGAGAGUUAAAAAGAUCCUUCGAGCAUAAGAAACAGAAAGAGGAGUUUGAGAGAGAAAAUGCUAGGUUGAGUCGCGAAACUCAACGGAAAGAGAAUAUUCCUUCAUCCUACAAGAAGAGCAGUAAGGAAACCAACGAUGCUUCACGUACUGGAGACAGAGAUUCUCGACCUAGAACCGGAAGAACGGAUAACUCUCCGCCCGAGCCGGAAAAAAUAGGAAAAAUCAGCAAAAGAAGGAAUAGAUCUAGUUCUGCUCGAUCUAAACCAAUUCUUCCGUCCAAAGUUAAAAUUGAAGCUGAGGACCCGGUUGAUACAAAUAAUAUGACGCAUGAGGAGAUUAUCGCAAUGGAGAAAAAAGUUUGGAUUCGAUCCACACCUGCAGAUCUUUAUUAUGAAAGAGAUAGAAGCAACCCUGUUGUGAUGAGAUCAACUGCGAAAUCUCGAGCUAUGCAUCAACUCUUUGAGGAAAAUCUUCUCCGGGUAGGACCGGAAGCUAGAAAUCAGUUUGCUGUGCGAGAACCACCUAAGGCCGUCGGAGCACGACAUUGUCACGACUCUAGCUCCGACAGCUCUGAUAGCGAAGAUGAACCGGAUCAAAAGUUUCGAGCCGACGCGAUGGACUGGAUGGAUUUUCGAUCCAAGGAUCCAAACCGUCUUCAUCCCGAUAUCUGGCAGAAUAUGCCGAAUGAGAUGAACGACGGACCGGCUUGCCGAUGUCCUAAAAAGGCGCGAAACAGUGGAAUCCGGCACAAAUACUGGGUCGGAGAAACUGAAUUGAACCCAUUGGAUCCGGAGACUAAUAAUCACAACGAACUUUUCCACUACAGGGUUACAAUAUCACCACCAACCAACUUCCUUAUCAACCGACCCACCACGAUCUAUCACGAUGAACAUGAGUUUAUGUUCGAAGGGUUCUCGAUGUUUACUCGAAAAAGAAUACCGAACCUGCCUGUUUGUCAGAUUAUUCGAUUCAAUAUCGAGUACAGUAUACUCUUCUUUGAGGAAAAAAUUCCUGAAAAUUUUACAAUCAGGGAGUUGGAGCUAUUUCAAAAAUAUUUCUUUCAUGAACUUCUUGAACUCUGGGACUGGGACACAGAUCAAAGGUACUUCUUUAUGCCGCGAUUUGUCCGGAACCUGUCUGAGAACGGAAAGGAGGUGUUGAGCAUGAACGAGGUGCUGAGCUACCUCCUCAACUCCUACACCUCCAUAGCCAACACAGAGGACUUAGACUUUAUCACAAAGUUAAAGAAUGAGGACUGGCAAGUGUUCGCAGACCAGAUCAAGGGAAUGCUGGUCAACUGUCCGGGAAUGAAACCCUCAACGAUCAGAGUCGAUCAGUUGGAUAGGGACCAUGAAGAUAAAGAUAAACCUUGUUUCCCAGAUAUUGUUCAUUUUGGUUUAAAACCACCUCAACUCUGUUAUGCAGGAAACCCUGAAUACCAGAAGUUGUAUCGAGAGUUUGUUAAAUUCCGUCAUCUGCUCGCAAACAUGCCGAAACCAACGAUGCUGGAUAAAGAGAACCUAGAGAGCAAGGAGAAAGCUCUCCAGGAGAUGCGGUCUAACGUGAAAAUGAAGCGGGACACCACCGUGGUCGUCUCAUCCAAGGGUUUCUAUAAAACAGGAUUAAUGACAGAUAUUGUUCAACAUGCUCUUCUCCUUCCUGUCCUGGUCAGCCAUCUCCGGUUCCACUUCUCCCUGGACUACCUGGAGACCAAGAUCAACUACAAGUUCAACAACAGGUUUCUUCUCCAGCAGGCGCUCACUCAUCCGUCCUACAAAGAGAACUUUGGGACGAAUCCUGACCAUGUUCGGAACACGUUGUCGAACUGUGGGAUCCGGCAGCCGGAGUACGGGGAUAAAAAGGUUCAUGUUCAGAGUGCCAGGAAGAGAGGAAUAAACGUUCUCAUAAAUAUCAUGUCAAGAUUCGGAAAGAAGAUAGAGACGGAGUCUGCGGUGAAGCACAACGAGAGGUUGGAGUUUCUGGGGGACGCGGUGGUGGAGUUCAUUACAUCCGUUCAUCUCUUCUAUAUGUUCCCGGACCUUGAGGAGGGAGGACUAGCCACUUACAGAUCUGCAAUUGUUCUGAAUCAGAAUUUAUCCUUGCUUGCCCUUGCUCUUGGCCUGGAGAAGUAUAUCCUGUUCUCUCAUGGAUCAGAUCUGUGUCAUGACUCGGAACUAAAACACGCGAUGGCAAACUGUUUCGAGGCAUUCAUGGGAGCUGUCUUCCUAGACGGAGGGAUCAAUAUAGCAGAUAAGGUGUUCAGCUCUGCUAUGUUCAGUACGGAGCCUGAUCUGUUUGAAACCUGGACGGAUAUUCCUCAUCAUCCUCUCCAGACUCAGGAGCCUGGGGGAGACAGGCAUUGGAUUGAUACGUAUCCGAAUCUGCAAAAGCUAGUUCAGUUUGAGAAUGAAACUGGAAUUGAGUUUACUCAUAUCAGACUUCUAGCCAGAGCGUUCACAGACCGUUCCAUUGGAUUCAACAACCUAACUCUAGGUUCCAACCAGAGGCUGGAGUUCCUAGGAGACACCGUCCUCCAGCUCGUGACCUCGGAGUUCCUUUACAAACAUUUCCCGGACCAUCAUGAGGGACAUUUAUCCCUCCUCAGGGCAUCAUUAGUUAACAACAGGACGCAGUCCGUCGUCUGUGACGAUCUCGGAAUGACGCGCUACGCGUCCUUUCAUAUCCCGAAGGUUGAGUUUAAGGUGAAGGAUAAGGCGGACUUACUGGAGGCCUUUGUUGGGGCUCUUUACGUAGACAAGGAUCUUUAUCAUUGUCAGGUUUUCGCUGAAGUCUGUUUCUUCCCAAGGCUUCGUCAGUUUAUCCUGAAUCAAGAUUGGAACGAUCCUAAAUCUAAACUUCAGCAGUGCUGCCUAACCCUCAGAACCAUGGACGGAAAGGAACCCGAUAUUCCCGUUUAUAAGGUUAUUGAAUGUAAGGGUCCAAGUAAUACAAGAGUAUACACCGUUGCUGUUUACUUCAGAGGGGAAAGAUUAGCUAAAUCUACAGGACACUCAAUACAAAUGGCGGAGAUGAACGCGGCCAAGAAUGCACUGAAUGAGUGCUCUCAUCUCUUCCCUCAUCUCAGCUAUCAGAAAAGAAUUCUAGCGAGAUCCUUCAAACAACAAGGAUUUGAUUUCGUCAGGCAUAAUUGGUUACAGCAGACUAAUAAUAAACGUGAAGAGCUAGGUAUGAACGUGAAGGAAGAAAAAUUAGAAGAAAGCCUGACCUUUGAUAAUCAAGCUGCUAACCAGGAGCAAGGAGAAAAUGUGGUUUCCCCCAAGAACAUUACUGGAACGUUUAAGGAGGCUUCUACUAAAAGGAGCGAUGAUAAAGAGAAGGAUAAUGGUGCUUCAAAGAAUGAAACACAGGCUGCCACUACCAGAAAAGAGGAAGAUACAGCUGCAUCUGCAAAGAAGGAGAAAGGACGGGUUGUAAGUCCUAAAUCCAAGAAUGCGCAAACUGAGAGUGUCAGAAAAGAAAAGGUGCGAGGGGAAAUAUCAAACAGAGAUCCAGGGCGUAAUGAUAGGAUGGGGAAAUCUGAUGUGUCUCUCAGAAAGGAAGAAAGACCACGUUCCUCUGUCAGAGAAUCCGAAAGACGAAGUAAAAGUAGCAGAAGAGACGAAUUGCGGAUUCCAAGUUACAGAAGAGAUGAGGAACGUAUUUCAAGUGAAUUAAGAGAUGAGAGGCGAAGCACUAGUUCUAGAAGGAGUGAACGACGAGACUCAAGUGCAGGAAAAGAUCAGGGGAGAAGUUUAAAUGGGAGAAUAGAUCAUAGACGUGAUUCAAAUACUAGAAAAGAUCAAAGUCGUGAUUUAGGAGCUAGAAAAGAUCAAGUGCGUGAUUCAAGUGCUAGAAGAUAUCAUGAACGUGACUCAAGUGCCAGAAAAGACCAUGAGCGUGGUUCAAGCACUAGAAGAAUCCACGGUUUUGAUUCAAGCUCUAGAAGAGAUCAAGGCGUUGAUCCAAGUAGUAAAAGAGACCAAGACCGUGAUCCAAGUGGUAACAAAGGCCAAGACCGUGAUCCAAGUGGUAAAAGAGACCAAGACCGUGAUCCAAGUGGUAAAAGAGAUCAAGGACGUGAUACAAUUACGCGAAGAGAUUCCAGGGCCAGAAAAGUCCGUGAUUCAAAAGUUAAUACAGAUGAGUUGUGUAGAUCAGAGGACCAGAGCAGUCCUGAAAAGUGUAAACGAGACUCAAGAAACCCGUUUAAAGAACGUAUUAGUGCUAAAAAGUCUGAACCUACGAAGGUUAAAGAUAAAGUUAGGGUUUGUGAGAGAAAGCCGGAAUCUGACCGAUCUCAAGAUAAGAGAAGAACCUCGAGAGAAGGCCGAGAGAAAAAUAGUGAAUCUGAAAAAAAUCUUAAGUCUGAAUCAGAUACUUUGAAAUCUAGCGAAACAUUUCCUAGAAAACGAACGGAAGAACGAAGAAAGGAUUUAGAUCGGGAAAAGGCCGAAAGAGAAGAGUUAGUUCCAAAAUCCCAGACUAGAAACGACGGAGAAAGAACAAAGAUCCCGCUAUCUCGAGUUAACCAAGAAAUUCAAGAAAUUGAAAACAAACUUGCAAAGAAAAAACAUAGAGAGGAGAAAAAGAAAGAAAUUUCUACCACCGUAGAAAAAUCUUUACUUACUACUGAAGAAAUCCGUGAAACGAAAGAUAUUAACAAAAAACAAGCUGUUAAUUCAUCUAAAGCUCCUAUAGAUUGUUCUUCCAUACCUGUAGAAUUAAUCUCCCAAUCUCCUUCCAAAGAAACUAUUCUCAAUGUGAUCUCCUCACCAAAACCUGAAAAAAAAGGAUCUGAUUCUGAGAAGGUUAUUAUUUCUCCAAAAACUGAAGUCAUAAGUAUUGCCGAAGAACGAACUGAGACUAUCUCAAUUGCUACCAAACCAUCAGAAAUAUGUAAACCUUCAACUAAUGAAGACCCUUCACAAGAUACCUCUUCAAAACCAGCAGCAGCUGAGGAUUCAGAUAUCGAGGAAGGAGAGUGCUCUGACGAUGAUGAUGAUGAUCUUGAACCUGUAAAACCUGAAGAGAUUCCUAUAGUUCCUGAACCAAAACCGGAGCCAAUUAGAAUAGAGAAAUCAAGAAGAAAAUCAGACUCAAAACGUUCUCCGGAGAAACUACCAAAGGAGAGGAAACCGGAGAAGACGGAAAAGGAGAAAGAAAGAGAAGAGAAGAAGAAAAGAUGGAGAAAAGAAUCUCCUAAGAGGAGACCAAGCAGAACUUCUGGCGGGGAAGGAUCCAGAGCCCGUUCUCCAGGUCCAUACAGACGUAGCAUAAGAAGAUCACCUUCCCCUAGAGACAGGGAUCGUAGCAAACGAUCCCGGAUGGAUUACGAUCGCUACGAUCGAUAUCCUGAUUAUCCCUCCCGAAGUCCAAACCCCUACUGGUCUCCGGAUUACUAUGAUCGGCAGCCAAGAUCUCCUAGUCGUGAUCGUCAGAAAUCCAAAUAUUACGAUCCUUCUUCCAAACAUUAUAAAUACUGAUCCUCUAGGAUCAGACAAACCUCCCAUAUUCAAUGAAAACCAGAAUCCGUAUUCUGCUAAAUUUUUAUCCUUCUAGUCCCUUAAACAAGAUAAAAUUAAUAAGAUUUUUAGAUUUAUAUUAAAAUUAAUAUUUAUUUAAUUGAUAUAAAAAUGAAUUGCUCUUGACAACUAGGUAAAAUCUAGGAUUAAAAUUAGAUUUUUGUCCUCGCAAAAUUAUCAUAAUUCAACGCAUUUAAUUUGUUUAUGUUAUUAGCUCCAAGCUUUUCUUUAAAUAACAUUGAUAUGAUUUCAGA